CGUCCUGUUCCGGGACACGGGCUUCCUGUUUACAUGGCAGCCCGGAAGUCAGCUCCUCCGUGAGGGAAAGGGGAGAGCGGGCUGUCCUGCAGGCGGGCCGGGAUGCUGUUCUCGGUUAAUAUCAAGCUGUCCGCCAGGACCUUAACGGGAACGCUGAGCGGCCAGAACCGGGGGGCAGCGGACUGGGGUUGGCAAGGACUAAUUGCCCAUGGCUGUCAUUCACUGAUUUUGAUCAUUGAUCCGAACACUUCGCAGAUCAUUCAGGUUCUGGAACAGCAUAGAGCAAAUGUUGUUAAGGUAAAAUGGGCUAGAGAAAAUUAUCACCAUAAUAUUGGCUCUCCCUAUUCUCUGCGCUUGGCAUCUGCAGAUACCGCAGGAAAGAUUAUUGUUUGGGAUGUAGCUACAGGAGCAGCUCGAUGCGAGAUUCAGGAAUACACCAAACCCAUUCAAGAUAUGGAAUGGCUGCAGAAUCAGGAUGCCUCUCGGGACCUGCUAUUAGCAGUUCAUCCACCAAACUACAUAGUUCUUUGGAAUGCAGACACCGGUACAAAAUUAUGGAAGAAAAGUUAUGCAGAAAACAUACUCUCCUUUUCCUUCGAUCCCUUUGAGAUAUCUAAUCUAGCAUGUCCAUUAAUUCCAUUAACAUUAAAACUUAAAAAAUUAAUACUGACCAGUGAGGGUAUAGUGUUUAUCUCGGACUUUUCACCAUCCAAACCUCCCAGCAGUUCAGGGAAAAAGGUUUAUAUAUCAAGUCCUUAUUCAAGUCCUGCUCAUACAAAACCAGCAGCUACUGGUGCCAAGAAAGCUUUAAACAGAGUGAAAAUCCUCAUCACUAACGAGAAACCAAAUGCAGAGUCUGUAACUCUGAAUGACUGCCUGCAAUUAUCUUAUCUGCCAUCAAAGAGGAACCAUAUGCUGCUGUUGUACCCCAGAGAAAUCCUGAUUCUGGACUUGGAGGUGAACCAGACUGUCGGCAUUGUGGCAAUUGAAAGAACAGGAGCUCCUUUCUUACAGGUUAUUCCUUGUCGCCAACGAGAUGCAUUGUUCUGUCUUCACGAAAAUGGCUGUAUAACAUUAAGAAUACGUCGACCAAAUUCCAGUUCACUGGCAGUGCCCGUUGAAGAACAGGAUCCAGAUCAGCCUGCUCAAGAACUUGCUUAUGACUUGCGUUGUCAGUGUGAUGCUAUCAGAGUCACUAAGACAGUCCGUCCUUUCAGCAUGGUGUGCAGUGCUGUCAAUGAAAAUUCUGCUGCUUUGAUUGUUAGUGAUGGCAGAGUGAUGUUGUGGGAGUUGAAAUCCAACCUCUUGGGACCAAAACCUUAUUACAGUUACUCAAGUUCCACAGCUUCUCCUUUGUACUGUCCAGCUUCAUUUUGUGGAAUCCCUUUGAGCACCCAACAAAAAAAGCUUCCAGACCUCUCCUUGGAUAACAUGAUCGGGCAAAGUUUAGCUGUAGAUGAAGAGCUGCCAAGGGCUUUGAACCAGCAGGAAGUUCAACUGAAGUUCCUACUGACUGGCUUGUUGUCCGGUCUCCCACAGCCACCAUUUGUUAUACGAAUGUGUCCACCACUCACUACCAAGAACAUAAAAAGCUAUCAGCCAUUGUUGGCUGUGGGUACCAGCAACGGAUCUGUGUUAAUUUAUCAUCUUACUAGUGGAUUGUUAUACAAGGAAUUAAGCAUACAUUCCUGUGAAGUCAGGGGCAUUGAGUGGGCAAGCCUGACCAGCUUUCUUUCUUUUGCCACCUCGACACCGAAUAAUUUGGGACUAGUGCGGAAUGAACUGCAGCUGGUUGAUCUACCAACAGGGAGAAGUAUUGCAUUUAGGGGUGAGAGAAGCAAUGAUGAACCACCAAUAGAAAUGAUGAAAAUAUCCCAUUUGAAGCAGUUCUUAGUUGUGGUGUUCAGAGACAAGCCGUUGGAGCUAUGGGAUAUUAGAACAUGCACUCUGCUUCGUGAAAUGACGAAGAACUUUCCUGCAGUUACAGCUCUGGAGUGGUCUCCUUCCCACAACUUGAAGAGUUUGCGCAGAAAGCAGCUUGCAGCUCGAGAAGCCAUGGCCAGACAAACAGUUGUUUCUGAUACCGAAACCAAUAACAUUGAGUCACCUAUGAUCAGUUUACUGCAGGAGGCAGAAAGUAAAGCCGAACUUAGUCAUAACAUCUCUGCACGGGAGCACUUUAUAUUUACUGACAAUGAUGGACAGACCUUCCAUCUCACUGUGGAAGGGAAUAUAGUGAAGGAUGUAGUCAGAAUUCCUCCAGAUGGAGACAUGGGCAGCAUCACAUGCAUUGCAUGGAAGGGAGAGAUGUUGGUGCUAGGGGAUGUUGAUGGAAAUAUGAACUUCUGGGACUUAAAAGCUAGGCUUUCAAGAGGAAUUCCUACUCACCGUGGUUGGGUAAAGAAGAUUCGUUUUGGUCCUGGGAAAGGAAACAUGAAACUUUUAAUGAUGUUUAACGAUGGAGCUGAAGUUUGGGAUUCUAAGGAGGUUCAAAUGAUAAGUAGCAUGAGAACUGGUCGCAAUGUCAGCUACAAGGUCCUUGACGUAGAUUGGUGCAGUUCUGAUAAAGUUGUUCUGGCUUCUGAUGAUGGCUGCAUCCGAGUUUUGGAAAUAGCAAUGAAAUCAGCAAGUUACAGAAUAGAUGAACAGGAGUUAACAGAUCCAAUUUGGUGCCCUUAUCUCCUCCUUCCAAGAUCUUGUUUUGUAUUGAAAGCUUUCCUAUUGCAUCAACCAUGGAAUGGACAGUACUCACUUGAUAUUAUGCAAAUCUGUUAUUCAGAAAAUGGAGAAAUAAAAUGUCUUAUGCAAGAACAAUUAAACUCUAUAUCAAACGACAUCCAGCAGCUUCUUGUAGACCCUGAAUUCCAACUGCUACAACGAUGUUUAUUGGUGGCAAGGCUUUUUGGUGAUGAGUCAGAACUGCUGUUCUGGACCGUUGCUGCUCAUUAUUUGUACAGAUUCUCAAAGAGAAAAGACCUAGUUACAGAAAAUGGUGUUCAGGAGAACCAGGCCAGCCCACUGGAUAUUUGCUACGACGUCCUGUGCGAAAGUUCCUACUUCCAGAGAUCCCAGAUUGAGCGAGUUAACCUGCAAGAAGUGAAAAGGACAACGUAUGAUCACACAAGGAAAUGUGCAGAUCAGUUACUUUUAUUAGGCCAGACGGACAGGGCAGUGCAAUUGCUGCUGGAAACCAGUGCAGAAAAUCCAAGCUAUUACUGUGACUCCUUGAAAGCCUGCCUAGUUACCACCAUAACCUCGUCAGGUCCUUCCCAGAGCACCAUAAAAUUGGUGGCUACCAACAUGAUAGCAAAUGGGAAGCUAGCAGAGGGUGUACAGCUACUUUGUCUAAUAGAUAAAGCUGCCGAUGCUUGUCGAUACCUGCAGACUUAUGGAGAAUGGAAUCGAGCCGCGUGGCUUGCCAAAGUGCGUCUAAACACAGAGGAGUGUGCGGAAGUGCUGAAGCGGUGGGUGGAUCAUCUUUGUUCUCCACAGGUGAAUCAAAAGUCCAAAGCCAUCCUCGUCCUCCUUUCACUGGGCUGUUUUAGCAAAGUUGCUGAAAUGCUUCAUAGCAUGCGUUAUUUUGACAGAGCUGCAAUAUUCUUGGAGGCUUGUCUCAAAUAUGAAGUUCUUGAAAUGAAUGAAAAUACAGAGAAAUUUUGCAAUGCAGUUUAUGCAGAUUAUGCAAGGUAUUUAAAGAUGCUGAAUCUGAAGCAAGGUGCGAUUCUCUUUGCCACAAAAGCAGGGGAUGCAGGAGCUGAACUACUUAAGGAGCUGCACCAGAGCAAAGAGGAUAAAACUGUUUCAUGACUUGAAGAUGCUAACCUUUGAAAAUACACUGGCCCUCUUCAGCUUCAAAGGUUACCUUGCCUGGUCCAUGAUGAGAAUAUAGUGUUUUGAAUGUUAAGUUCCAGUUCUGACCUAAAUAAAUUACAUUCCAAUUGUUGCGGUGAAAAUCAACCAAAUGCAUAUAGGAGGUUCUUCAUGCAGUGUUCUCUGGCGUAUCUAGAUUUUUGAUAUGGUGACAAUUUUGUUUAUGCCUAACUUCUUUCUCUAUAAUAUUCUUAGCUAUAAUAUUUUUAUAAGUUCCCAUAGAGGAUCUCACAGUCAGCAUUCCCUGUGCAGUUAUCGCUUUGACAAACGUAGGCAAGGAUUGCGGACCUACAACAUAAUCAGAAAAUGUUUUACAGUAUCAGUCAUCGCAUUUCGAGCUUCCUUUCUGUUUAACUAUACACAAGUAACUGUAUUGUUGCUUGAAAAAUUAGAUGUAUUGAAAUGUGAAAUAUGGAUGAAUGAUUUGUAAAAUGAAAUAUCUGAUACUGUAACUGGACCUUGUUCUUAAUUCAGUGUUUAAUCUGCUACAAAUUAGUAAUAUCAAGGGAGGUAAAACAACUUUGUGGUGUGGUCCAGAUGGGUGCAUAACCAGGAACUAGUAGUACCAUUAAAAAGGUCAGAGCAGAUAUGGUGUCAGAAAAGACCAAAGUCAUACACAGUAAAAUAGAUGAUUUGACUUCCUCUCAAGCCAAGAGUUUCAGACGUCUGAAGAGAAGCUAGAGAAAGGAGAAUGAAGAAAAAGGUGUAAAAUACAAAGAACUUAAAAAAUAUUGGAACCAGGCAUUACAGUCAUUAUGUAACAUUACAUAUUAUGCUUGCAAUCUUCUGAGCAAAAGUGCUGGUAUGUUUUUUCUGUGAGUUUGAUUCCAAUGUUGACCAAAUUCUACUAGUACACAAUCAUUAUUAUAACAAACAUUUGUGAUCCAUUUGUUAAAUUAUAUUUGCAACAUUCCAUAGUGAGACAUUCUGGGAGGGUUGUAACCCGACACGUGAUCCUCCUUUCAUGAAUAUUAAAUGGAUUUAAUGUUCUUUCCACACUGGUUUAUUUCUAGAAAUUGGGGAUAAACAUGAACAAAGUAGAUGAUUCAUUUAUAUGGAACUAUGUUUUCUUUUCCUGGCGUAAAAGGUACAUUCUCACUACUGAUCGAUCCAAAAAAAACCAAUGAACUUUUCUAACAAAAUACAGCUUUUCACAUCAUUGUAGAUGUUCUACUUAUUUUGUAAUUGGAGAAGUAAGUCUUCCCUACAGAAAGCCCUCUCAGUGGCCACGUGCAGUACCUUAGAUGAUUCUGAUAUCAUUCAUGGCCUUGAUUUGGCUACGAUGAAAUGUUGUCUUUUGGCAGGGAUAAUUUGAUAAAGUUGCAUUAAUAAGUCCAAUAGAUACAGGUAGUUCAUUGUAGCUAAAUCUCAUGUACUGUACAUCCGAAGUUAUAAACUGGUUGGCGUGCAAUUUUUAGAUGCUGUGCACCACUAAAGAAUUUGUAUUUCUGUAUCUGCUUAUCUCUCUGGCAAAUUCCAGCACACUUUGUUGUAUUGUGUCUAUAAAGUAUUGAUAUAAAACACCAGUGUCUUCACAGAGCAAUUAGAAAUAUGUCCUGAUUAUAAUGAUAAUUUAUAAAAUCUCUUAAAAAUUUCCCUUUUGCUUCCUCGGA
Hypanus sabinus (Atlantic stingray) is the source of this 5483-nucleotide messenger RNA. It is a transcript of the gene wdr11, whose product is annotated as WD repeat domain 11. The coding region runs from base 103 to 3807 and encodes 1234 amino acids. The record is from RefSeq and is a predicted model, not a curated record. Gene Ontology annotation, cellular component: cytoplasm. Gene Ontology annotation, molecular function: protein binding. The transcript is spliced from 30 exons. NCBI's taxonomy places the organism in Eukaryota, Metazoa, Chordata, Chondrichthyes, Myliobatiformes, Dasyatidae.